UUAGCGAGCGUGAGCUGGAAGCUGAUAACUGAGUAUAAAACGAGUUAGAAUCUGACCUUGUAUGUGUAAGGAGUUGAAUAUUUUUGAGUUCUUAGGCGUAAAACUUUGUCUAGUAAGUGAAGUGUAUUUUUCUGCAUCCCAUUCAGUGUGAAGACGCUGAGAUCUUUUGAGGAGCAGAGAUUUUUAUUUUUAUUAUCACUUCUGUCUCUUAUCGCCAUGUCAGUCGGUGACACGUCGGGACACUCUGGGCGAUUCUCUGUCUUGUCUUGGGAGCAGGUGCAGCGUUUGGACUGUAUUCUUGGUGAACCGGUCCCUAUUCACGGACGUGGGAACUUCCCGACACUUUCUGUUCAACCCCGACAAAUUGUCCAGGUUGUGCGAACACGGCUGGAGGAGAGAGGAAUCCCUGUACGUGAUGUGAGAUUGAAUGGCUCUGCUGCAAGUCACAUUCUGCACCAAGACACAGGACUCGGCUACAAGGACUUAGACCUUAUAUUUGGCAUAUCUUUGUCAGAUGACCAGGCAUUCCAUCUGGUUAAAGAAGUGGUUCUAGACUGCCUGCUUGACUUCUUGCCCGAGGGUGUUAGCAAAGAGCGCAUCAAUGCACUCACUCUGAAGGAGGCCUAUGUGCAGAAGUUGGUGAAGGUGUGCAACGACUCAGACCGCUGGAGUCUCAUAUCUCUGUCCAACAACACAGGCAAGAACGUGGAGCUGAAGUUUGUGGAUUCUCUGAGACGCCAGUUUGAAUUCAGUGUGGACUCUUUCCAAAUUGGCCUUGACUCACUACUGCUCUUUGAUCGGUGCUCUGAGACACCAAUGUCUGAAAGCUUCCACCCCACUGUUUUAGGGGAAAGCAUGUACGGUGACUUUCAAGAAGCUCUUGGUCAUCUUCAUAAUAAAAUCAUUGCUACACGCAGCCCAGAGGAGAUCCGGGGUGGUGGUCUUUUAAAGUACUGUCACCUCCUGGUGCGGGGCUUCCAGCCCAAGUCAGAGGCUGAGAUGAAAUCACUCCAGCGCUACAUGUGCUCCCGGUUCUUUAUUGACUUUCCAGACAUUGGAGAGCAGCAAAGGAAGCUGGAGGCCUACCUGCAGAACCACUUUGUGGGCAUGGAGCACAAGCGCUACAACUGCCUCACCACACUCUACCAUGUGGUUAACGAGAGUACUGUGUGCCUGAUGGGCCACGAGAGACGUCAGACAUUGAAUCUUAUUUCCAUGUUGGCGCUGCGGGUGCUGGCCGAACAGAACGCCAUACCCACAGUCACGACGUGUUACUACCAGCCUGCUCCUUAUGUACGGGAUAUAAACUUCAGUAACUACUACAUCGCUCAUGUGCAGCCACUGGUUCACCCUUGUACUAACUCAUAUCGGACUUGGCUGCCCUGCAAAUGACCCAAAGAACCUGAAAAGAGAGAUAACUAUAAAAAAAGGCCUUGAAAGGAAUAGCUGUCCAACCAGCUUCCGACUUCUGGUGGAGCGAUAUGGGCACACAGUUUUUUCUCCCUUUUUAUUUUAGACUGAAAUUAUUUUUCAGUGUACAUGAGUGAAGUGGACUGAUAAUUUACUGCUGUAUGUCUGACAUGAGCCAGUCCUAUUGCAUAUUCCCUUGCUCUCACAUAAAUUAAUUUUUCUGACUGGAUACAGGACAGUUGGUCUUCUUUCAAUGUAGCAAUUAUUACAUCUUUGAUCUACAGCAGUUUUUGUUGGCCUUUGGGACAAAAGGCUGUAUAUUUUAGGUAGUGUAAAAAAGUUAACUUUUUUUUUAAAACUUUUUUCUGGCUGUGGUUCAAUCAAUCUGUUUUCUUCUGUUUAAAGGACCAAAGGCAUUUUAUUUUUAUAAGGAAAUGUUUCUAGCAAUUCCAAGUGCCUAAAAAUCCAUGUUAAAAAAAAAAAAGAUGAGAACUUUGCGCUCUCAUGAUUUCUUGUAUCCUAUAUUUUCAGGGAUAGAGGCAUGUAUUUUCAUGUGAUUAAAAAACACCAAAAUUCA
Messenger RNA from Tachysurus vachellii, 1987 nucleotides. RefSeq names its product terminal nucleotidyltransferase 5ba (gene tent5ba). The transcript is spliced from 2 exons. The record is from RefSeq and is a predicted model, not a curated record. Gene Ontology annotation, biological process: mRNA stabilization. Bases 217 to 1392 code for a protein of 391 amino acids. Lineage: Eukaryota; Metazoa; Chordata; Actinopteri; Siluriformes; Bagridae. Gene Ontology annotation, molecular function: RNA binding; poly(A) RNA polymerase activity.